AUGGUGGAAUCCGACGAUUACUCUUUGGCGGUAGCCAUGCAAUUACCUGCUUCCCCGGCUAACCUACCAUGUGACUCGCGGGCGCAAGAUCCCACAUCGGUGCCUUUGCCUCCAUCUCCAUCUCCAUCUCCAAUGUUGCUACCGGUAAACGUGGGGACAGGUGAGUGCGGUGGCUCGGGCCGUUCCAGUCCCAGGGUUAUGGCCACUCCCAAUGGAAACAAUGCUAUGCCUCCCCAGGUCUCCUUUGAGGAAUUUGCCACCCGCUACCACCAAACCCAGCGCAAGCAGGCCCAAAGGAAACGACUGGAGAAGCGUCUGCGCGCUACUAAGGUGUCUGUUGGCGUCUCCGCGCGCAUGAUCCGUGUCGGGCUCACUUCACAGCGCGGUCUGGUUGAAGCCCUCCGGCACGAUGACAAGGCCAAUUUCGUUGCUCUAUACCACACACUCCAUGAUAUCCAGGAAUCGUGUCGCUCACCCCUGAACGAUGACCACGCAGACUCAGACUCCAUGGACCUCCCGUCCGGCACGGACGUUGAUCGUUUCCCGGAUUUCCUUCACCAGAUGAGCCCGCAGUCCCGGGCGGACUUCCUUGAGAUUCUGCGGCUGGUCCGCUCUGACCCUCAUUUCUUGGUCGACCGGUUACGAGGCCUGUCUUCGUCUCAACUGGCCGCUUUUACCUCCCCGGCUACUAUUCUGGACUCCAGUGAUCCUGCUUUUCCUUCUACCUCGCGUGCGCGCGGCCAGUCCUAUCUUAGCCGGAUCCAGGCUCAGUCAGCUGCUUUCAAGGACCACGCGCUUGCCUUUGAGAGGACUGAUCCACUGUCUAUACUUCUCUUUAACGUUUUUGCUGCCCCCUUGGAUCCAGACACCGCCGAGUCCCGCUUACGAAUGGACGUGUGGUCUUCUGUCUGCGCUCAACUAAUCUCCCAUGGAAGUAGUAGAUAUUACCCUCUCAUCGGCCAGGUUCUUACUUCCUGGUCUACCGGCAGCAAUUGGAAAGCCCGCCCCAAAUUUGAACUUUACCUUAUGGAUAUUUUGCAAACCGGUGCUUUUCUUUUGGAGCCUAUUACUGCACCUUCCGGUUUGGAUUUUGAUAUGGAUGCCUUGGAUCCACUGCGCACCGACGUUGCAGAGGAGUUCUUUGCUUCCGCUGUGGAUGAUCUGUUCCGCGUACUUGAUGAUCCAGACGGCGGUUUCCCCCACGCUGUUCUUCAAUUUGCCAAGGCCGUUUUGUGCAAGCUCGAUAGCCCUGAGAGCCGUACUCGCUUCUUGGAGUUUUUGUUUGUCCAGUGGUUCUUUUCCAGGUUCCUCUAUGGCGCGUUGACGUAUCCUGAGACGCACGGUCUCCUCCUCGACUUCCAUAUCCGAAAGGAUGCCCGCGAGAAGUUGUUGAAUCAGGUCGGGCACCGUGCCUACUCUCAAGUAUUUGCUGUUUUGCGCUCAAUGCAUCAUUUCUCGAUCCCCCGUCAAAUCAUCAAGGAACGUGUUGAGAACAUGCUCUCCCGUUUCCAGACCUCGCUCCCUCAAGUAUCGGUUGAUUCCUCUAUUCCUCUACAAUCACUACCCCCUCAACGAACCCCAUCCUCGACUUUCCUUAUGAUGUCUUCUUUGGAUGUUCUCACCCUUCUAGACGCUCUUUUCCAGCAGUCAUCCUCUGCUUCUUCUUUGCAUUCUCCUGCAUCUGCAUCUAUGCAUUUCCCAACCAUCUCACCUUCAUUCAGCAUUCGCCCAGAGUCCAUGGAAUCUGCAUUAAAUCGUUCAAAAUAUGACACCUCAAGACCGACCUCAAACAACGGUUCUAUAUUCUCACUCAGCUCAUCCAUAUUAGCCGCAGGCAAUGGACUGAGUGAAAAGGCAGCUCGAAUCCGCUUUGAGCUGACGGACCUGGAUCACCCUAAUGAGCGUUUGAGUCUAGAGCACCCCUCAAACGAGCAUUGGGCUAUAUUCUCGGUUGCUGCAGACGGCCAUGGUCUGACCUGGAGUCUUCUUCCUGAAACUAAAGAUGAAGAUGGCACAUCUAAAGGUCUAAUUAUUGAAAGUGACGAUGACGCACACUCCACUCUUGGACUAGACGAAAACCAUGAAGCUUUGCAGACUGCAAUCGUUCGCCUUGUUAAAGAAAAUCGCAUUCGAGACUCAGACGAUGGAUUUUUGCCUCGGAAACAGUCUGCCCUGUCUCUGAAGCAGCAGUUCAACCAGGCUAUGUUCUCCUGCCACCAUGACUCUGACUUUGUCGGUGCGCACUACUGGUGGAAUGCUUCAAGGCAGCUUGGGCAGCGGGCAACACCAAGCUUAACUCGGUCGGACGAUUCGUGGAUACUCACUCCGAUGCAUGAUUCUUACAGUCGCUCGUUGAACCAAUCGCGAGCUGUCAUCGAGCGGUGUGAGAGUGACUUCCUUUCUUUGGACCAUAGCCUCCGCCGACUUCAGACUCAGGUCAAGGAUCUCACGGCCACAUUUUCUAAGAUCCGUGACAAGAUGUGGUACAUGACUGAUGUCAAGAAUUCCAUGAAAUAUGAAGAGGCGAAGCAUGUGGCUAUGGCUUUGAAAACCAUGAUAUACUCCGCUCGACUAUUCAGCCAAUAUCCUGAAGAACAAAGAUCUCGCUACGGACCUCGAUCACUAGGCGGCUCCUUGUUCCAGAAACCCGAGGUGCAGGUUAUGAACAUGAUGAAGGCACCCAGUAGUCAAGGUGGACCGAACAAACUGUCAGAUGAACAAGUUGAACUGACAAGGAAAUGGUUGUCACUCAAUGGUAUUGAGAAUUUCUGCAAAGGAGAAGAGCGAAUCCACCGCUUCUGUUACGAGGUCCGGACGAGCAUCAACAAACUAGUUGGUGAAACGAUGGCCGAGACACCGGUGUUAUGGGCGAGCGAGCUCUUCCAAAGGGAACGCUCAAGAUAUGAAGGCUACGGUACUCGCGCCUUUCCGGGCCUAUCCAUGCCUAUGACCCCUCGCCCGUCAACAGCGAAUGAUGAGACAAACCAUGCUUCCCAUUUCUAUGGGAGCAACUUACCCGUUCCUGAUCCCAUGUCUCGGUUUGCACCAGAUGCUCCUUCACUGGGUCGCAAGCCGUCUAUUCAGAGCAUCAUCUCCGAUAAGUGGCAGCCUCAGCGAGACCUGCCGUCAAUCGAUGUUUCUUCCCUUGGAGGAUCACCAGGCCGCCCUGCUUCAACAUCGACUGGUGAUACCUGCAGUACAUUCUGGUCUGCGCCUCAGCGUUACCCCAUGUAUGCGGCAAGCGUAUCAAGCGCUUACUCAAGGCCACCAUCAAUGUUCAGCGAAACGGCAGCCCGUCAGCCCCGUCGUAUCGAACGCAAAACACAGGGCAAGACAGCGUUCAUGGAUGGCCUGAGACAGACCCUGACCAGUCUGCUUCUCAGUGACCUAGGCUCGCCGGUAUGGAGUUGUGGCAGUGAAACGGACGCCUGGUUCGCCAAUGCGCUGAACCAGAAGAGGAUCCAGGUCGAGAUGCGAAGACGCGCUGCUGUUCAGAGGUUCUACGCUGAUUAUGAAGGGCGGCCUCAGCAGCGUGGUUUGAAGGGUCGUCGGAGCAGGUCUCUUUCUGAUCUCCGUGCUGCUGGUCAUAAAGCUGCUAGUGCGGAUGACUCGCCGAUGCUAUCACAGUCUUCUGAUGGCCAGUCGGACUUUUCGUACAAGGCUGUUUUCCAUCGGUUGAUUGAGGUUUUCUCGCGUCAUGGGAGUCCCUUUGUCAAACUCAACGCUCUACGCGAUCUGCGAUCGUUGGUGAUUGCAUCGCUUAUUUCGCAAGACUCAAACUCAAGUACGGCUUUCGCUGCUGGGGAAAUUGAUAUCCGGAGCAAUCCUCAACAGCGCCGGUCGCGCCACAGCUUUUCGGAUGUGCAACGGCGUAGCUUUCCCGAGAUGGACACGGUGCUACCCACAUCCACAACUGAGUCUGUUACUGGUGGCUCCAGACGAUCCGACUACUCCACGCCAUCCGAGUCACAGAUCGUGGCAACGCUGCGGGACCUCAUAUUGGAAGUGAAGCCCAAAACCUUGUUCAGGGAUCUACAAUUCAUCUCAGCAUUCGUCCCAGCAGAUCAACUAGACCAAACCCGAGGCACAGCUUUCCUCCAGUUUGGGUUAGCAGCACUAAGCCUCAAGGAAGAGAUCUGCUACAGUCUAGUCGAGAUUGCAGACCGCAUCGUCUCCCAAGAACUGUCUCGGCGUCAUCCCCCCUUCGCAUCGGAUUUCAAAUCCCAACCGGGCCAUGCCAUCCAGGAUGCAGCAGGCAUGUGGAUUAUCACUGCGAAAGAGGGUAAUCCCGUAGCACAGCGCGAGCUUGCUAUUUUAUACCUGACUCAUCCCGAGCUCCUCCCGCGCGUGACCCUCCCUCUGACUCUUCCGCGGGAUACGUUCAAGGCUGAGAUGAUGUAUCGCCGAGACAAGGACUCAAAAUCGGACCCGCAAAGCAUGUGUCUGGCACUGCACUGGAUGCAGUUGUCUGCCAGUGGGGGAGAUACCCUGGCGCGAAAUAGGCUUCGUGAGCGUGAGGAGUUUGACUCUAUUGCAUAG
Penicillium antarcticum is the source of this 4539-nucleotide messenger RNA. RefSeq lists its product as uncharacterized. Bases 1 to 4539 code for a protein of 1512 amino acids. NCBI's taxonomy places the organism in Eukaryota, Fungi, Ascomycota, Eurotiomycetes, Eurotiales, Aspergillaceae. The transcript is spliced from 4 exons. The record is from RefSeq and is a predicted model, not a curated record.